This is a messenger RNA of Lampris incognitus (smalleye Pacific opah), 738 nucleotides long. RefSeq names its product secretory carrier-associated membrane protein 5-like. NCBI's taxonomy places the organism in Eukaryota, Metazoa, Chordata, Actinopteri, Lampriformes, Lampridae. Gene Ontology annotation, cellular component: trans-Golgi network membrane; recycling endosome membrane. Gene Ontology annotation, biological process: protein transport. The transcript is spliced from 5 exons. The coding region runs from base 1 to 738 and encodes 245 amino acids. The record is from RefSeq and is a predicted model, not a curated record.
AUGGCGGACAUUGGUUUAUCAUCAGUGGGCAGUGUUGACCUUAAGGAACAACUCGUUGCAGAGCCCAACUUCCCCCCAUUGCCUGGCUUCCUGCCCCUGAAGCCGUGUUUCUACCAGGACUUUGAGGAGAUUCCCGAGCAGCACCGUUCUCUGUGCAAGAAAAUGUACCACCUGUGGAUCUUGAACAGUGCUACGCUUGUUGUGAAUCUGGUUGGCUGCUUUGUGUGGAUGUUUGGUGGAGGUGGCGUGACCAACUUUGGCUUGGCUAUCAUCUGGCUACUGAUGUUCACUCCCUGCUCCUACGUCUGUUGGUUCAGACCCAUCUACAAAGCCUUCAAGACUGACAGUUCCUUCAACUUCAUGGCGUUCUUCUUCGUGUUCAUGGCUCAAGUCGGCAUCAGUAUCAUCCAGAGCAUCGGCAUCCCUGGAUGGGGAGUAUGUGGUUGGCUGGCCACCAUCUCAUUCUUCAGUUAUAAUAUUUUGAUAGCUUUGAUCAUGCUGGUCCCCACCAUCAUGUUCACUGCUGUGGCCUCGCUGUCCUUCAUUGCCCUCACCAAGAUUCAUAACUUGUACCGUGGUAGUGGCGGCAGCAUGUCCAAGGCCCAGGAGGAAUGGGCCACGGGAGCUUGGAAGAACCCUCAUGUCCAGGCAGCCGCCCAGCAGGCCGCUAUGGGGGCUGCCGCUGGAGCCAUGCAGGAUCAGUACUCGAGUCCGCAGAACAAUGAAAACCAGAUGUAG